AUGGAUGUUAAAAAUUCCUUCUUGCAUGGAGAACCUGAAGAGGAGGUCUACAUGGAUCUACCUCCAGGUCACCUUCUUAAAUCUCAACCUGAUGAUAUAGUUAUUUCCGGGAAUAAUAUAAUCGAGAUAGAUAAAUUGAAGAAACAUCUCAAUAUGACAUUCGACAUUAAAGACUUGGAGCGUUUAAAGUAUUUCCUCGGUAUUGAAAUUACUGAAUCUAAUAAAGUUUUAUUCAUCUCACAAAGGAAAUAUGUUUUGGAUCUCUCGAAGGAAACCGAUAAGUUGGCAUCCAAACCAGUUGAUACUUCUAUGGAAUAUAAGGGUAAGUUUGAAAAUGACUCCACUCAUCUAUCUAACCCAAGACAAUUUCAGAGACUUAUUGUCAAGUUAAUCUAUCUCACCAUAACCAGAUCAAAUAUCUCUUAUUCGGUGAGCUACGUUAGUCAAUUCCUGCACAAACCAACACAAGGUCACAUGAAUCUAGCAUAUCGGCUACUUAAUUACUUGAAGUCAUGUCUAGGAAAAGGCAUAUGGUUAAAAAAGAACAACCACACUGAUAUUAUUGGGUAUGUUGAUGCUAAUUGGGCUGGUAGCCCUUAUGAUAGACGAUCUACCUCAGGUUUCUGCACCUUUGUGGGAGGCAACCUUGUUACUUAG
Messenger RNA from Gastrolobium bilobum, 657 nucleotides. RefSeq lists its product as uncharacterized. Lineage: Eukaryota; Viridiplantae; Streptophyta; Magnoliopsida; Fabales; Fabaceae. Bases 1 to 657 code for a protein of 218 amino acids. The transcript has 2 exons. The record is from RefSeq and is a predicted model, not a curated record.